AUGGGCGCUCAGGGGUUUUCAUUUCCACCCCCUCCUCCGCCACCACCGGCGGCAGCCCAACCUGCCUACCCACAGGGACAGCAUGGGCAUGGACAACAACAUGGGCAGAACUGGGGACGGGGAGGUCAUCGAGGCCGUGGCCGAGGACAAGGACAAGGAAACCGAGGCCGGGGAGGACAUUAUCAAGAAGGAGGACGACCACCAUAUCCUAAUCCGGGCUACAACUAUCCAUCCAACUACGCCUAUCCAGCUCCGUCUGUUCCUGCACCACAAUAUAUGCCUCCCCCACCAUAUCCUGGGCAAUCGCAAGGCUUCCAAAAUCCUCAAAACCAGCCCGCAUAUCCACCACAAUAUUCGCAGACACCAGGGUCCUACCAGCAACUGCCCUACAACUCGCCGAACAUGCCUCAGUCCUAUCCUCCGACUCCAACAUAUAUGACCGGUCUGCCAACACCUCCCCACGGCGCUCCAACUAACCCAGCAAUGAUGGGCUGGGGUGCUGAAGUGCCGAGCGCUGCGCAGUAUAUGCCAGCUCAACCCCAGCCACGAGGCCCACGCCCUCCCCACGUACACAACGGACAUAAUGGACACAACGGCCCCAAGCCAAAACAGACCCAUAAGCGUGAUCACUCCUCCGCAUUCAGCAAACACACCGCACCUCGAACCCCGGCAGCGCCCGCCGUCCCCAGUUUUGGCAACCCUCUGCCGUCGAAGCCACCACCAGCGGCAGACGCGAAUGGGAAUAAUCGCAAACAGAAGAAGAGAAAGCGGAAGCACAACCAGCUGGGAUUGACCCCCAAGACUGAGGAGCAUGAAUCCAGUGAGGACGACGAGGAAGUAGACGAGGAAUCCAAGCUAGCACCAGGGGAACCGGACGCCGCACCCAUUCAAUUUUCUUACAGAGGUCAGACAGCUACGCUACAAACGCCAUCGGAUAUUGCCGCUUGGAUUGCAGAGCGGAAGAAGAAAUUUCCGACCAAGGCUCGGGUGGAUGAAAAGCAAAAGGUUGCGGACGAGGCGAAGGCGACCCGUGAAGCUGCCCGUCAACAAAAGUCCAAUGAACAGCAGGCAAAGCGAAACGCCGAUCGCAAGCCUAGCGAGAAUAAUACCGAGUCGGCUAAUAAGGCGGACAAUCAGCGUAGGGCUGACAAGAUCCAGCGCAAUCUAGAUCGAGAGCAAAAGCGGAUCGCCAGAGCAAUUGCUGAGGCUGAAGCAGCUCGUGUCCGGUUUGAAGCGCUUCAAAAGGAGGCUCUGAGCUUGAGUUCGGCGGCUCAGGAGGGUUCAGUGGACAUUCAAGCGGGGCCGGAUGAGUUGCCUCCAAAUGAGCCUCCAAAUGAGCCUACAAUUUCAGAGUCUCCAUCGCGGGCGCACGCGCCAGUGGAUGCCGAAGUUUCGGAUCCAAUCAUCCAAAGUGGAAAUCCUCCAGAUGGCGCUGGCGCCGGCGACAGCGAUGGCAUGGAUAUGGACAUUUCAGGCAGUGACUGGACCUCCUCGAGUGGUUCGGAAGCUGGUUCGGAUUCAGAAUCCGACAGCGACUCAGCCCCCGAGCAGGUAAGCUCACGUCGCACUGGCCCCGAGAAAGUGGCGCCGCCGCCCCGUGAAGGGAAGAAAACCACUUGCCGGUACUUUGCGCGCACCGGGCAAUGUAACCGCGGCGACCAAUGCAAAUUCCUUCAUGAGACACCCGAAAGAGGGCCGAAACCCAGGGCUGAGAAGAAAGAGAAAGGACGCAAGGGACUAUACCAAGCCCUUCUGGACCAACAAAAACACGACGAAGACCACCGAGCUAUGGAAGUGAUCUCCUGGCUUGGACAAAACCAUCUGCUUGCGCCUCCCAAUACCCAGCAAUGA
Molecule: messenger RNA, 1851 nt
Organism: Penicillium nucicola
Lineage: Eukaryota; Fungi; Ascomycota; Eurotiomycetes; Eurotiales; Aspergillaceae
Product: CCCH zinc finger protein
Exons: 2
Coding region: 1-1851 (616 amino acids)
Biological process (GO): box C/D snoRNP assembly
Cellular component (GO): nucleus
Molecular function (GO): metal ion binding; RNA binding
Source: RefSeq, a predicted model, not a curated record